This is a messenger RNA of Hypanus sabinus (Atlantic stingray), 1051 nucleotides long. RefSeq names its product thioredoxin domain-containing protein 2-like. Lineage: Eukaryota; Metazoa; Chordata; Chondrichthyes; Myliobatiformes; Dasyatidae. Bases 1 to 654 code for a protein of 217 amino acids. The record is from RefSeq and is a predicted model, not a curated record. The transcript has a single exon.
AUGGCGGGGGCUGGCGGCAGGCUGGGUAAGCCCAAGAAGGCGCAGGGCAAAAGCACGCCGGCGGCGUCGUCCCAGAAGGCGGCAGUAGCCGCCCAGGCUAAGGCGCUGCGCUCGCCUGCAGAGUCGGGACCUUCGCGGAUCAAAGCCGGGCAGUCCCCGGGCGAGGCGGGGUCUCUGCGGGGCAAGGUCGGGCAACCGCCGCCCCCCCAAAAGGCGCAGCCGCCGACCAAGGUUGAGGGCGCAAACAAGGCGGAGCUGCCGCAGGCGAAGGCCAAGCAGCAGAAGGCGGAGGGGAAGAAGGAGCCAGAGGCGGAGAGUAAGUCGGCCGAGGGGUUGCCUCUCAAAACCAUCAGCAGCAAGACCCAACUGACCAAGUCCAUCAAAGAGGCCGGCGAGCGGCUGGUGGUCAUCUUCUUCUCGGGCAGCUGGUGUGAAACGUGUCAGGGGCUCAAGCCAGCCAUGAGGGAGCUCGCCCAGCUCAAUAACGUGGUGCUAUUCUACGAGGUGAAUGUGGACGACUCGGAGGACACGGCGGAAGCCUGCGACAUCGUGCACAUCCCGACCUUCCAGUUCUACAAGCAGGGCAAGAAAGUGGCUGAGGUCCUGGACGACAGCGUGGAUACGAUAGAGGAGAAAAUAAAAGAAUUGAAGUAGACUUAAGCAAACAGACCCUCCUUCCCUUUCAGUAUUUAGAGCAAAGCUACAAUUCCAAAACGUUUUGCUAUUCUUGCAUGCACACCUCAAUUUACUCCAAUCCAAAUGCAAGGAUCGCACCAGUAUUUAAUUUGCAAACCAGACAGCUGAGUGUCGAUUUCGCCAGACCCAAAAACCAAUAGCUAAAUCCAACCUUAACAUUUGGUAACAUUUGCACACCAUAAGACCAUAUAGGAGCAGAAGCAGGCCAUUUGGCCCAUUGAGUCUGCUCGGCCAACCAAUCAUGGGCUGAUUCAAUUCUUCCAGUCAUCCCUACUCCCCUGCCUUCUCCCCUUACCCUAGUUAAGAACCCAUCUAUCUCUGCCUUAAAUUCACCCAAUGACCUGGCUAGCUUUUG